GUUGAGCUUUAAACUGUCAGAAAAGGUAGCUCAGCAAACUAGCACCUGUUGGAGCUCUGUAUGCUGGGUGGUAACUGAGCAAACUGGAAAUAUGUCUUGCUAGAGAGAGUAUUUGGAGACACACUGGAGAAGGGAGAACUCGGGAAAGAUGAAGAAGCAUCAUUCUGUGCAGGGAACUAUUAGCCGAAUCUUUGGGAAAAAACAUGCCAGCAACAAUUCCACCAGCUCACUCUUUGUCACGAACCCACCAUGGAUCUUCACACAGGAGGUCAAAUCUGACACCUUGGCAAGCUCUGGUGAAGUGAAUGGCAUCUACUAUGGGGACAAUCACUUUGACUCAGAUUCUGGAACAGCGACAUUGAAGGCACGACCAAGAGUCCGACCUUUGCUUACCUUUUUACCCCUUAAUGCUCAAGAGGCACAUGGUGUGGCUGUACCAACACCAUCAGUACCAGAAGGAUUUGAAGACAAAUCAUCUCCAGGACUUGGUUCUCAAAUCAAUGGCAAUUACAGAAAGUACAAUUCGGUAGUUGACCUGAGACCCAAGGGAUUUGAAAAUUACUUGGAUGAUGAUUACAUCCCACCUCCACCAUCAGUUCCUCCUCCACCUCCUCCACCACCACCACCUUCAGUUGAUCUCUCUCUAGCUCCACCUUCCAUGAAAGCUCCAGCAGCACCUUCUGUGGAUGUACCACCUCCGCCUUCUGUAGCAGCUCCACCCCCACCUCCAAUGGCUCCACCACCUCCACCUCCAAUGUCUCCUUCAUCUCUGGCUCCACCUUCAUACCAAUAUUCCAAUCUGUCUUCUCCCAGUACUCCAUCUCCACCAGACUUUAUUCCUCCUCCUCCUCCAGCUUUUAUCGAUCGUGCACCUCUUCCACAUUCACCACAAAUACACACUCCACCUUUCUCAAAUGGCGUGUCCAAAUGGAAAUCUGAGACUGUUCUAAAUAUCAGGGAACCGGACACUGUUCCCUCCAAUCUGAACCACAAUCUGAACCUCAAUCCUCCUUUAACCCCUAACCAUAAGGAAUCACAGUUGCCACAUUCCAGCCCAGACCCUAAUCUCACUUUCCCUCGAUCAUUAAAAAUACCUCCCCCUACUCCUGUCAGAACGUCAUCUAUUCCCAUAGGAGAAAACGAAUCCAGUCCCAAUGAUGAAUUGCUCCCUAAAAUGGCUCCUCACAGCCGUCCUGCCCUGCCACUGAGUUUUACUGCCUUGCCUGCAGCCGCAGUUCACUCAAAAGGAGAAGCUAGAGGGAAAGUUACUUUGGAGAAGCCCUCCAUAUUAAUCACAGAGUCAGGAAAUCCAGAUUCUGAUGGCUCUCCUACCAGGCCACAGGAGGUACCAUCUGCAGAAAAAGCAGAGCUUCCUUUUCAGGAAAUUGCAUCUUCUGAUGAUGAUCAUGAUGAUGACUGGAAGGAACGGACUAAUUUGGACAAACUGAAACAUGACCUAUCUGCCCUGUUGUCCUCUUCCUGCAAAAAAGAGGAUCGUCAGCAAGACAGAACUGUUUCCUCCAAGCCUAAAACUAGCAUUACUGAUAGCAAUCAGGUUAUUAGAGAUGGAUUAAAACAACCUAAGCCUAUUGUGAGUGACCCACAGUCAACUCCAGCAAGAGAGAGUGAGAAAAAAGAGAGGACACCAUUUAAUACACCUUCUCCAAGAAAAGCUUUUACCAGUGAUGCCAUUUCAACUACAAGGACUAAACCUGCCUCCCCACAAGCAAACGGUGCUAUGACAUUUAAGGAUGAAUUGGAAGCCUUGCUCUCUCCAAGCAAGGAUGGAGGCCCACCGUUGGCCCUUGCAAAUUUGAGACAUAAUCCAGAAACAAAGAAGCAAGUUACUCUUCAAUUUGGUGGCAGUCAGGUCAAUGGGGGAGAGGCCAGGCUGUCACAUCCCACAGUACAUGAGAAUAACCCAGCAUCAGGAGUGACAGAGAAAGACCCUAAGACACCUAACAUCUCUUCUGGUUACUCACUUCCUGACAACACUCAGAAACCUCCAGUAUCCCCUCUGAAAUUAAAGAAUGGACUCUUGAGUCCAUCUACACCUUCAUCAACCUCUUCUGGAGGGCCAUCACCGAUACAAACUGCAUCUCCUACUGUGGAUUUCUCUCUCUUGCAGUACAAGUCACAUCGAACUAAGUUUGGCUCAGUGGACAGCUUGGCUUCUGCAGCUUCAUCCCAAACUAUAGAAGAUGGGCCAGUCAGCAUAAAUAAUAAUGAAAAUGUAAGGGACUUUGCAAGUCCCAGGUCCUCAGUCACAUCCACCCUAUCUAGGAAUGUUGAAGAAGCUGAUAGUGAGGUUUUGAUUCAUCCCGUUACGGGAGAGAAAGUAGAGAGAGGCUCCCCUAUGGCUCUGCUCUUAGCUGCACAACAGCGGGCUCAGAGGGGUAGACGUUCUGCUGUUACUUCCCGGCAAAAUAGUUACUUAUCUGAGAAGCCUCUGCUAAAGUUAUCAGAAAAGCUGCACAACAGCAGUCAUGCAGAGACAGGCUCAUCCAACAUUUAUUACAGUGAUGCCAAGCCCAACUCGAUCACAGUUGUACCAAAGUUCCCACAAAAGGAAUCCCUGGAAAUCUCAGAAAAUAUUACUGCAUCAAACACAUAUAGUUCUCGCUUAGUUCAAGGUCUACUAGAAUCUCAAAACGUGAAAAAACAAGAUCCUCAAAACAUGCCAGGAGGAUCAUCUAUACAUGCUCUUGCUACACCUCCAAAGCACAUUGUGAGCAAUACAGAGGUUGCGGAAGAAGUGCUUGAUUAUGAAAUAAUCCCACCACCACCUGAAUUCAGCAAUGAUGCUGGUGUGGCCCCGAUUGAGUCUUCAAAUGGAGAAGAAAACCAUAAAGACCGCAACAUCUCAAGUGAAUUUCAGGCCUCAGAUAAGAACCUCAGUCACUCAAGCUAUGACUAUGGAAAGAGUUAUUCACAAACAUCUAAAUCAGUCUUGGAAAACAGUAUGAGGCCAAGUGGACACAGCCACCAUUAUCCAGGUGGGAGCUAUUCCUCAACUUAUCUCAGUUCCUAUUCAAACAGCCGGCCUCUGAUCAAGAAGCGCCUUUAUAUGUCAGAGAUAGAUGAUUCAUAUGGUAGGCCAUCCAUGUCCUCUCGCAGUAUGAGCACUCCCAAUAACUAUGGCCACAAUACAAUGACAUACAACUCCCAGGCUGUUGAAGGGAUGCAGCGGAUCAACUCUACUCACAGGAAUGUACCCACCAGCAUGCAGGGCAGAAGGGUGUCAGUGGAACUGACACCUGGGAAAAUGCUGACUUAUAAUAAUGCCUCCAGUGAUGCCAGGUAUAAAAGCCAGAGUGGAGAGUAUGCCAACAGUGGAGCAGGUGCCAGAAGAUCUUCUCAUGGGAGUCUGCAAUAUGGGACAACUGCAAAUACUUUCACGGUUAGACCUGGUACAAGACAACCCAUUUCUUACUCGCAGCAAGGAGGUCUUCAUUGAGGCCUACCAAGAGGAACUUGCCAUAGCUCUGGCUGAAUCUGAUGCUACACAUCAUAAGGCUCAUUCUAUCUACUUUGUUAUGAGCUUCCUUUAACAGUUGUUAAGAGCCUGAAAGCAGUCUUGUUUCCUUCUUAUAAACAGACUGGUUGCAAGACUGGAUGUAAGUUAAAGUAGGCAAGGGUAAGAUUUUAAACUGGCAAACUGGCAUUCUACAACUAAGGGCUUCAAUGCAGUAUAAAAACUAGUGACUUCUAUGCAGAAUAAAAGUUGUAUGAUUCAACAGCAUAUCUAAACUUAAAGCAGAUGUGUAAUUAUAUAGACUUUCUUCUCUCUAGGGUGAGCUUGGCUAGUAGGUGACUACCUACACCCCUUACCUAUGGGAAAACUACAUUUUACAACAGCUUCAAGAACUUGCAGCUAUACAGCAAAUGAUACCAAAGAAAGGUUGGAUGGCCUCAUCCUACAGAGAAUCAAGAAACAGCUAAGAGGUCCCAGAAGUAGAAAGAGUGAGCAAAGUCUCCAGGUUUCCAAAGUCUCCAGGUUUCAUUAAUACUGGCAACCCGAGCUCAAGAACUGAAAGGAGGAGAUUGUGAUCAGAUGAAAAUAGUAUGGUUGUGGGAAAGAGGAAGUGGGGUUCACAGGGAGAGAAAGCACAAGUGCAAUAGAGUGGAUAAGGGAGACAAGAGCUACCUUCACCAGCCUGGCACCCUCCAGGUAUUUCAUCUCUGGUUGAAGAAGGUGGUCCUGGUAUAGAGUUGAACUUGCUUCAUAGCAAGAAUAAAUGUGGUAAUUCAAGCCUUCCAGUUCCUGUUCGGGAUGGUCUACAGUGCAUGAAUUUCUGCUUAUCUACAGCUGGAACUCAGACAGAAGAGGCAUUGAUAGGUCAGGGAAAAGCUACUACAUGCAGUUGGAUCUGCUAGAAGUGUGUGUGUGUGUCCUCUAUUUAUAUGCCAAUGUUUCAAGUAAGAUGCAAAAAUGUUUCAGAUCUUUGUCAGCGAUAAGAAAUUGUGUGACUAACUUCAAGAGACAAGAAUGAAACUUCCUGGCAAUAUUAAGGGUCAGUACAAUAGGAAUCAGUUUGUUUGACUUGCUGUUUUUAUCAUAACCUUUAACAUUCAACUUGAUAAGGGAGAUUUUGAGUUUUAAAAACUGGGCAGAAGAGAAAGGAGUAAAAAUGUGU
This is a messenger RNA of Anolis sagrei ordinatus, 4637 nucleotides long. RefSeq names its product chromosome 4 C6orf132 homolog (gene C4H6orf132). The record is from RefSeq and is a predicted model, not a curated record. NCBI's taxonomy places the organism in Eukaryota, Metazoa, Chordata, Lepidosauria, Squamata, Anolidae.